Acanthamoeba castellanii str. Neff is the source of this 759-nucleotide messenger RNA. RefSeq names its product oxidoreductase, short chain dehydrogenase/reductase superfamily protein. The transcript has 10 exons. Lineage: Eukaryota; Discosea; Longamoebia; Acanthamoebidae. The record is from RefSeq and is a predicted model, not a curated record. The coding region runs from base 1 to 759 and encodes 252 amino acids.
AUGAUGCCUGCUGGAGUGCUCACCCCACAGCUUUCGUGUGCCGCGCUCGUGGACGAGGUGGUGGCCGACUUGACUGGGCAAUUCCCCAAGGCCAAGGUGGUCGGCUGCGCUGCUGACGUCACCAGCGAGGAUUCCCUGUGCGCGCUGGCCGCCUACGGGAAGCAGCACCUGGGCGGGAUCGACAUUUGGAUCAACAACGCUGGCGUCACCCAGACGGACAAGACGCCGGUCCACAAGACACCCGAGAGCGUGCUGCGCGCUGUGGUGGACACCAACUUGGUGGGCACGCUGCUCGGGUGCAAGGUGGCGAUCAACGCCAUGCUCGAGGAGCCGCAGCGGAAGGGCCACGUGUUCAACAUGGACGGCGCAGGAGCCAACGGCAUGUCGACGCCCAACUUUGCGGUGUACGGGGCGACCAAGGCGGCGCUUCCGCAGCUCAUGAAGUCGCUGGUCAAGGAGACGGCGGGCACCAACGUGGGCAUCCACACGCUCUCGCCGGGCAUGGUCCUCACCGACCUCCUCAUGUCCGGCAACAGGGAGCCGCGCGUGUUGAAGGUGUUCAACAUCCUGGCCGAGCGACCUCGCACCGUCGCCCAGUGGCUCGUGCCCCGCAUCCGGGCGGCGAGCGGCAGCGGGCGGUACAUCAAGUUCCUGACUGCUGUGGGGGCGGCCUGGCGCUUCGCCACCUUCUUCCGCCGGAAGAACCGCUUCUUCGACGCCCAGGGCGUCCUCAAGCACGAGCCUCCCUUGCGCCAGUGA